GGGAGGGGGAGGGGGGAAACGAGUGUGGAGGGAGACCAGGAAAUGAUAGCAGCAAUACACGUGUGGUCUGGAGACUCCAUCUUGGUCGUUUUUAUCGUCAGAUCUGAUGGCUGGCUGGCUGGCUGGCUGGCUGGCGGGCCGACUACCUGCGGACCGAUUACCUACGGUACCUACUUGCCUAGGUACUCUACUGGCAGGCUGCUGGCCGUCCGCAUCAAAAACAUGGCUAGUAGCCAGAGUAGAGUGGCAGCCGCCAGUAGACGGGCAGCAGUCCUGUAUGUACUCCAGAUACCGCACACGGCUAAUGGGGAUUAAGGAAUCGAUUCGAAGGUGUUGGCCGCAUAAAACCUGUGUGUCUUCCGAUCAGCAGCACGCACGCCCAAAAAAGAACCGAACAAUCGACAGACCGAUAUAGCCUAGAUGCCAAGGGCUGCUCUAGUGAGGCCGAAUCAUCCUAGUGCUGCUACUGCCAUCACGCUUGGAGGGCCGGGAGGAGAGUACUCUAGAGCAGAGUGGUUACCGUGGAGUGGGGAGAGAGUUGGUUAGGU
Molecule: messenger RNA, 548 nt
Organism: Tricharina praecox
Lineage: Eukaryota; Fungi; Ascomycota; Pezizomycetes; Pezizales; Pyronemataceae
Exons: 1
Coding region: 107-415 (102 amino acids)
Source: RefSeq, a predicted model, not a curated record